AUGGACGAUCUCGCGAGGGCCGAAUACCCUGCCAUGCUGGCGCACCUCCAUCCCAUGCAGGCUGUGAACGUCCUCAACGACCGUGUGAAGAGAAUAAACAAGAUCAACACCGAGGUCGCAGACUGGCUGCAGGAACGCCGCCGAGUCGAGGACCAGUACGUCCAGAGCCUGAAGAAGCUGCUCACCUUCAAAGUCCCCAACAGCCAAUCCGAGCUUGGCGUCUUUUCCGGCCCCUGGGACAAGAUUCUCCAAUCCGUCGAUUCGACCGCCCACUCCCACUACAUUUUCGCGAGCCAACUCGAAAAAGAUGUCGAGGGACCCCUCCGUAACUUCCACUCUCGAAAGGAGAUGCAGAACAUGCAGACUAUCUCCGCCAACCUGACCGCAAUGGCCCGAGACCUCGAGGAUGCCCAGAAGAAGGCGGAUGCCCUCGCCCGCAAAGGCCCCAAGACGAACGCCCAGAAAAUGGCGGACGCUGCCACGCGACUCGAGUCCGCCACACAGCAGUGGGAUUCUCAAGCCCCUUUCAUCUUCGAAACCCUGCAAGCCCUCGACGAGCAGCGCGUUAACCAGCUUCGCGACCUGCUGACCCAAUACGAGACCCACGAGAGCGACCAGGCGCAACGGAACCAGGCGCGCGCCGCCGACACCCUGGCCUCGAUGCUGGAGAUCAGCACCGAACAGGAGAUCGUAAGUUUCAAGGAGAGGGUUCUUUCGGGAAAGCCGCGGUUGGAGAAGAGAGCUACGGCAUCCAGGCAAUCUUCCAAUGCCCCAACCAGCCAGACAUUAGCCCCGCCUCCGCCUCCGCCCGGCAGCAUCGGACAACGCGACGACGACGCAAGUGACCACUCUGGUCUUGCCGAUGGGAAGGGUGAAUCCAAGCUGCGAAGCCGCAUUGGCACGAUGCUCGGCCGGCGCCGACAGAGCAUUCACGGCGGGUUUGGCCAGAUAUCCCCUGGAAAGGGCGGCUCUCCGUCUUUCAGCCGAGGUCUCAGCAGCAGCCAUAGCAGCACUCAUGCGCGCUCUGCUCUGUCACCCAGAGCCUCGUCGAAUAACCUGACCGAGGCGCACAACCGAUUGUCUGCUCUCGCAGAGACGCCCGAUUCCCCGAGACCACCCCUGUCCUCCGGCACCGACAAACCUCACCACGAAGGCACCAACGGUUUUGGUGAAAGCCUCUCGGAUGCGAAUCGCCUGGGCUCCUCGGCUGGCCCUGUAAACGGAACCCACGACACUGAUGCGUUGGAUGUUGCCCCUCCCUCAGGCCCGCCCCCCACCCAGGCUCAGGAUUCCGAAAGUAAGGAUGCCGAGGGCUUCACGAUCCGGCAACCCGACAACGACCCAAUCUCCCAGGCCCAGCGUGAGGCCGCCGAGGAGAGCGAGCAGAUGUUCAGACUCAACAUUGCAAGCUCGCCCAUCGCCGAGGAAGAUGCCGACGCGAAGCAGGCUGCGAUGUCGAAUGUCGCCAAUACUCUGACGCAGAUGGCAGCUCCAUCGCGAAAGCUUGGAACUGUGCGAGGACGUAGAGACGUACGGAACACCAUCUAUGUGCCGCCUCCCAGCAUGCCUGAGCCUGAGCUCACCUCUGAAAACCCUUUCCCGACUUCUCCAUCACUGCCCAGCCAAUCAUCCAAACCCACCACUGUGGCUGCCCUUGCUUCGGAGGCAAGCAUCGCUGCGACGUCAGAUACUCAGUCUAUCCGUUCAGCCAACUCGCUUGUGAGCUUGGCCCAUUUGAAGCAUCCUGAGAUGCACGAGCCUGGUCUCAAUGCGUCCGUCAUCGAGACUGUGUCCGCAACCUUUGAGAAUGGAACAGUCACAAGUGCCAAGAUCCAUGGUGAAAUCGCCUUUGCCUACCAAGCGGCUGGUGAUUCUCGGCCCGAUAGUGAGACCAUCCGGAUCAACAACUUUCCUAGCCUGGAAGUCAUUGGUCCAAACCGUAUCUUUGUCCAGAACACUGGCAGAUCCGACGAGUUCAACUUGGACCUGUCGCAUCUGAACAAGACAGCUACGGCAUUCACAUAUAGAUUACAUUCUGGCGACGCAGACGGCACAGGUCUAGCGGCACAGGUCCCGCUUCUACUCCGUCCAGCUUGGAAGCCCCAAGCUGACAAGCUCGGGCUGCUCCUGCAGUACUCUCUCAACCCCGCAAGCAACCUGACGGCCCCGGUAACGCUGCACAAUGUUGUCUUUGUUGCCACAUACGAAGGUGCCAAGGCUUCUGGUGCGCAGACAAAACCCACAGGAACGCAUCUCAAGGAUAAGCAUUUGGUGUACUGGCGCCUGGGUGAUUUGACCCUUACCACCGAGACACAAAAGAUUGUCUGUCGCAUCAUCGGCGCCGAGAACGCCGAGCCCAAACCGGGACAUAUCGAGGCUCGGUGGGAGAUGACGCCUGAGAAUCUCAGCAGCGGCAUCUCUAUCUCAAGACUGGAGGAAACCAAGGGCAAGGGCAAGGACGAAGAGGCAGACCCCUUUGCGGACGAGAACCCUACCUCGCCUGCACUGCCAGCAGAUCAGCAGUGGGUGGAUGUGCAACUGGUGAAAAAGGUUACGAGCGGCAAGUAUGAAGCCAAGUAA
Molecule: messenger RNA, 2580 nt
Organism: Colletotrichum graminicola M1.001
Lineage: Eukaryota; Fungi; Ascomycota; Sordariomycetes; Glomerellales; Glomerellaceae
Product: SAFF domain-containing protein
Exons: 6
Coding region: 1-2580 (859 amino acids)
Biological process (GO): septin cytoskeleton organization
Cellular component (GO): cytoplasm; cell division site; plasma membrane
Source: RefSeq, a predicted model, not a curated record